GCUACCUUCAGUGGUAGGGACCCAAAAAAAAAUUUUGACUAUAAAUAAACAAGUGUCAAACUAGGCAGCACCUUCAUUCUCUUUUUUUCUAUAAUACUAAUAAUGUCUACCGAUCGUAUUGAAUAUCUUCGCUCUAAAUUGGCUCAAUAUCCCGAUUUCCCCAAGAAGGGAAUUCUUUUUGAGGAUAUUAUGCCAAUUUUCUCUGACCCUAAGGCUUUUGGUAUUCUCGUUGAUCUUUUGGUCGAACUCAUUCAAAAACAAUUCAAGGAAAUUGAUGUCAUUGUUGGUUUGGAAGCCCGCGGCUUCCUUUUUGGUCCUACCUUGGCCUUGCGUUUGAAUGCAGGAUUCGUCCCCGUUCGUAAACCUAACAAGCUCCCUGGUGAUUUGGCUACUAUCACCUUCAAAAAGGAGUAUGCUGAAGAUGCUUUCGCUAUGCAAAAAUCUUCCAUCAAGCCCUCCCAACGUGUCUUGAUCGUCGAUGACAUCUUGGCUACUGGCGGUACCGCUUUGGCUGCUGAUGAAUUGAUUAUGCAAUUGAAUGGUAACUUGUUAGGCCAUGUUUUCUUGAUGGAAUUGGACUUUUUGGAAGGCCGUAAGCGUCUCAAGGCCCCUACAUUCACUCUUUUUAGCGGUCAAUCUGAGGCUCCUGAAGGAAGCGAAUUUGCUUAAGGCAUCCAUGUUUUAGUAUUUGUUUAUUAGGGAUUUUCGGUAAUAGCGGCUUUUAGUUCAGUUUCCAGGUUUUCAUAAGACCGAGCAGGUGCUUAUUCUUUGUGUUUUUGGAUAGUAAUUUUGCUUGUAUACUAGAUUUAUCAGAGCACAAUGCACUUAAUAGAAUCAAUCGUUUUUAAAGAAUACUGAUACACUUUUAUACAACAAAAUUGCAAUUAUCUUAUUGUUAAUCGUUAAAUGUUUUCUAA
This is a messenger RNA of Schizosaccharomyces octosporus yFS286, 917 nucleotides long. Its product is annotated as adenine phosphoribosyltransferase. The record is from RefSeq and is a predicted model, not a curated record. The coding region runs from base 103 to 669 and encodes 188 amino acids. The transcript has a single exon. Gene Ontology annotation, cellular component: cytoplasm. Lineage: Eukaryota; Fungi; Ascomycota; Schizosaccharomycetes; Schizosaccharomycetales; Schizosaccharomycetaceae. Gene Ontology annotation, biological process: AMP salvage; adenine salvage. Gene Ontology annotation, molecular function: adenine binding; AMP binding; adenine phosphoribosyltransferase activity.